UUGGACUCUGAAGAUUUUAGGGCUCCUCCGGGCACCACAGAGGGAAAACCGAAGCGCACGGUAUUCCGUGGCGGAGCUGUGAUGGCGGCUCCUUCCUACCGCCCAGACUGCAGCUGCUUGGUCAAGAUUUGCAUUCUCCUGGGAACCUUGCGGGAAAUUCGGGCCGAACAAAUCCGCUACUCAGUGUCGGAGGAGCUGGACAAAGGCUCUGUGGUAGGCAGCAUCGCCAAGGACCUGGGACUGGAGCCCCGGGAGCUGGCGGAGCGAGGAGUCCGCAUCAUCUCCAGAGGUAGGACCCAACUUUUUGCUUUGAACCCGCGGAGCGGCACCUUGGUCACAGCUGGCAGGAUAGAUCGGGAGGAGCUCUGUGACAGAUCUUCCAAAUGUAUGGCAAACCUGGAGAUUCUCCUAGAGGAUAAAGUAAAGAUUUUUGGAGUAGAAGUGGAAAUAAUCGAUGUUAAUGAUAACGCGCCCACUUUUGGAACAGAGCAGAGAGAAAUAAAAGUCGCUGAAAGUGAAAAUCCUGGGACAAGAUUUCCUCUUCCUGAAGCUUUUGAUCCAGAUGUAGGUAUAAAUUCCCUGCAGGGUUAUAAGCUCAGCCCAAAUGGCCACUUCUCCCUGGACGUGCAAAGCGGAGCCGAUGGGAUUAAGUAUCCCGAGCUGGUGCUAGAGCGUGCCCUAGAUCGGGAGGAAGAGGCAGUUCACCACCUGGUUCUCACUGCCUUCGACGGUGGUGACCCAGUUCGGUCUGGCACUGCCAAGAUUCACAUAACACUCGUGGAUAUCAACGAUAAUGCUCCAAUAUUCACUCAGCCAGAGUACCACGUAAGUGUUCGUGAGAACGUGCCUGUGGGCAGCCAGCUACUCACUAUAAAAGCCACUGAUCCAGAUGAAGGAGCCAAUGGAGAAGUGACAUAUUCUUUUCGGAAAGUCAGAGAUAAAAUAUCCCAGCUAUUCCAGUUGAACUCUUUGAGUGGGGAAAUAACAAUAUUGGAGGAUCUGGAUUAUGAGGACUCUGGAUUCUAUGACAUAGAUGUAGAAGCCCAUGAUGGUCCUGGUCUCAGAGCCAGAAGUAAGGUACUGGUGACAGUUCUGGAUGUAAAUGACAACACUCCAGAAAUCACAGUUACAUCUCUCACCAGGACAAUUCAAGAAACUUCUCCCCCAGGCACAGUAAUUGCACUUUUCAAUGUGCAAGACAAUGACUCGGGAGAGAAUGGUCUCAUCACAUGUUCUAUUCCAGAUAAUCUGCCAUUCACACUUGAAAAGACCUACGGAAAUUAUUAUCGAUUGUUAACACAUAGAACUCUAGACAGGGAAGAAGUCUCAGAAUAUAACAUCACAAUAACGGCUACUGACCAAGGAACUCCACCAUUGUCUACAGAGACUCACAUCUCGACACUCGUGGGAGACAUCAAUGACAACCCACCAAUUUUCCCUCAAGCCUUCUAUUCUGCCUACAUUCCAGAAAACAACCCCAGAGGAGCCUCUAUUUUAUCCAUUACAGCCCAGGACCCUGACAGUGGUGAGAAUGCCAGAAUCUCCUACUCCUUGGCUGAGGACACUUUCCAGGGUGUGCCCCUGUCCUCCUACAUCUCCAUCAACUCCAACACUGGUGUCCUAUAUGCCCUGCGUUCCUUUGAUUAUGAGCAGUUUAGAGACAUACAGCUACAAGUGACAGCCAGUGACAGCGGAAACCCCCCGCUCAGCAGCAAUGUGUCACUGAGCCUGUUUGUGCUGGACCAGAAUGACAAUGCACCUGAGAUCUUGUACCCUGCCGUUCCUACAGAUGGUUCUACAGGUGUGGAGCUGGCACCCCGCUCUGCAGAGCCUGGCUACCUGGUGACCAAGGUGGUAGCAGUGGACAGAGACUCGGGCCAGAAUGCCUGGCUGUCUUACCGCCUACUCAAGGCUAGUGAGCCAGGACUCUUCUCUGUGGGGCUGCACACGGGCGAGGUGCGCACUGCAUGAGCCCUACUGGACAGAGAUGCACUGAAACAGAGCCUUGUGGUGGCUGUCCAGGACCAUGGCCAGCCCCCUCUCUCAACCACAGUCACUCUUACUGUUGCUGUGGCUGACAACAUUCCUGAGGUGCUGGCUGACCUGGGCAGCAUCAAGACCACAGCUGAUCCCGAUGAUUCAGGCCUCACGCUGUACCUGGUGGUGGCAGUGGCUUCGGUAUCCUGCGUCUUUCUUGCUUUCGUCAUUAUGCUUCUGGCACUCAGGCUUCGGCGGUGGCAUAAAUCACGCCUGCUCCAAGCUUCCAGAGAUGAAUUGGGGGGUGUGCCUGCCUCCCACUUUGUGGGUAUAGAAGGGGUGCAGGCUUUCCUGCAGACCUAUUCCCAUGAGGUCUCCCUCACUGCGGACUCAAGAAAUAGUCACCUAAUCUUCCCUCAACCCAACUAUGCAGACACGCUCAUCAGCCAGGAGAGCUGUGAGAAAAGUGAGCCUCUUCUGAUAACUCAGGAUUUACUUGAAACAAAAGGAGACUCUAAUCUUCAGGUAAGUAUAAUCUUCUUAUUACACUGA
Messenger RNA from Otolemur garnettii (small-eared galago), 2529 nucleotides. Its product is annotated as protocadherin gamma-A4-like. The record is from RefSeq and is a predicted model, not a curated record. The transcript has a single exon. Lineage: Eukaryota; Metazoa; Chordata; Mammalia; Primates; Galagidae. Gene Ontology annotation, molecular function: calcium ion binding. Gene Ontology annotation, cellular component: plasma membrane. Gene Ontology annotation, biological process: homophilic cell-cell adhesion.